AACAUCUCUGGUCGGAUGGUGAUGGCAGACUCCGUGAGUCGCGAAGAACAAGUGGCGGUGAUCGGCAACACCGACAUCACGCCCACGGAGUCGGAGAACAACAUCAUCAACACGAUGGUGGAAAAGGGGACAACGCUAUUAAAGAAGCUGGAAAUCAACGUAGCAGAGGCUGAGAAAAGAACGGGCAAAAAUUCAGUCAACAUGCAGGAAACCUACACCGUCUACCUCGUAGAAACACGGUAGGUGAAUAACAGAUUUGGGGAUGUAUCCACCACACCUGACUCUCUGUGGAGACGCUACAGUGAAUUUGAGCUGCUCAGAACGUACCUAUUGGUCACCUACCCUUACAUCAUAAUCCCUCCGCUGCCAGAGAAAAGGGCCGAGUUUGUGUGGCACAAACUGUCAGCAGACAACCUCGACCCUGACUUUGUGGAGCGGAGAAGAGUCGGCUUGGAAAACUUCCUCCUGCGCGUGAUGUCACAUCCUGUUCUUUGCAAGGACAAGAUAUUUUACCUUUUUCUUACAGAGGAGAAGGGAUGGAGGGAUGCAGUUUUGGAAACGGGUUUCCAAGAUAAGGCUGACUCCAGACUGAAAUCCCUGAGUGCCAUGUUCAGAGUUAAGAGCCCUGACAAGCGCUUUACAGCACUGAAACAGUAUAGCGAUGAACUGAAUACUGCCAUCUCUCAACUUCUCAGAGUGAGAGCAAGAGUAGCAGAUAGACUAUAUGGCGUCUACAAAGUCCAUGGCAACUAUGGACGAGUAUUUAGUGAAUGGAGCGCUAUAGAGAAAGAGAUGGGAGAUGGGCUGCAGAGCGCUGGUCACCACAUGGACACUUACGCAGCUUCCAUAGAUGACAUUUUGGAGGAAGAAGAGCACUAUGCCGACCAGUUGAAGGAAUAUCUCUUUUACACCGAGGCUGUGCGGUCGGUGUGUAGGAAACAUGAACUGAUCCAGUAUGAAUUAGAAGUAGCAGCUCAAGAUCUGUCCUGUAAGAAGCAGCAGAAAGAAGAACUAGCCACUGGGAUGGUGCGUGUUUUCUCCCUGAAGGGAAUGACCAGUAAAUUGUUUGGCCAGGAGAGCCAAGAGCAAAGAGAGAGUAGGCUAGCAGCCUUGGAAGAGAGCAUCAAGGAGGGCGAGCAGAUGCUCAAGGAGAAGAAUGCAGAGUGCCAAGAGUUUGUGCAAACAGCCUGGGAGGACAUCGAGCGUUUUAAGGAACAGAAGGACAGAGAUUUACGGGAAGCACUUAUCAGCUAUGCUAUCAUGCAAAUUAGCAUGUGCAAGAAGGGAAUUCAGGUGUGGUCCAAUGCCAAGGAAUGUUUCAACAAAAUGUGA
Nerophis lumbriciformis (worm pipefish) is the source of this 1332-nucleotide messenger RNA. NCBI's taxonomy places the organism in Eukaryota, Metazoa, Chordata, Actinopteri, Syngnathiformes, Syngnathidae. The record is from RefSeq and is a predicted model, not a curated record.